Molecule: messenger RNA, 3721 nt
Organism: Eufriesea mexicana
Lineage: Eukaryota; Metazoa; Arthropoda; Insecta; Hymenoptera; Apidae
Gene: Trc8
Product: TRC8 ring finger protein
Exons: 5
Coding region: 606-2636 (676 amino acids)
Biological process (GO): ERAD pathway; proteasome-mediated ubiquitin-dependent protein catabolic process
Cellular component (GO): endomembrane system; Derlin-1 retrotranslocation complex
Molecular function (GO): ubiquitin protein ligase activity
Source: RefSeq, a predicted model, not a curated record
CAUGUUACUCUGUAACCUCCAAAGUAUAUGCGACACCGUUUUUUACGUUGAGGAAAAUUACGCGAAUUUUAGAAACGUAGUUUAGUUUAAAUCUCAUCAUUGUUAUAUUUACACGUUUUGGUUAUUAUUAUUGUGCGCGAGUAACGGAUAUUAAGGAUUGUGAAUAAAAACGAGUACAAAGAAAAUACAGAAUUUGACAGAAAUUCGAAGACCGAAAAAUUGCGUAUCCUACCUGUUGUUGCAAUAUUCUCACACGAUGGAUCAAGUUCGAUACGUUGAUUCUCUAAAAUUUUGAAUUCCUGCCACAUCUUUGUUAUCCAAAUCAUUCCUUCGUUACAUUUCGUCGUUGACCAUGGAUAAAUUAUAAUUCACAACUCUUGAAAUAUUUCGUGUUAAUGAAUUUUCGAUGACAAAAAUUAUCCCAGCUAUUGCCUAAGACAAACGUGUUUCGAGAAUAUGAUAACCACAAACUUUAUCUUUUCAGAGGUAUUGAACAAACAAAAUUAAAUUCCAUUGCAUUGGGAAAACAGUUUUUGCAUCCCAUAAGAGCAAAAUAUCAUCUUUGACAUCUAUAUUGCAAACCAAAAACUGAAAAAAAGAAAACAAUGGAUACAUUUAUGCGUGAGAGACUUCUUACCUUCGUGGAUGUCAUAAUUAGAGUUCCACCUUUAUUUAUCAUGGAUGAAUUACUAAGAAUUGGACUUGGAUUACCCAGCGAUAAUGUAGUGCUUGAGAGCACUGAACAUGACUUUGAAAUAUCAAAAGUUUCAAACAGUAUUGUGAAUUCAAUGAUACCUUCAUUCCUAGUUCCAUUUGAUUUUGAAUAUUUUGCUCAUAAAAUGCAUUUUAUAAUUGUACUGAAAUUUCUGUGCUGUUGUUUGGGAUAUAUUGCUGCAGUAUGUACAUUUAUGUUAUGGAAAAACCACCUAAUAAUCGUAUACCUAUACCUAAUAUCAGUAGGGGCAAUAUUUAUAUCCUAUUGGUCAAAUAUUAGUACAAUGAAAGCUAUUAUUACAUAUGUGGGCACACAUGAAUCUACAACUAGCAUACUCGAUGAUAUUUUAUGUCUUAAUCUAAAAUACGUUUUUAACGAAGGACCAGGAUUUUUGAUAAUUCAGAAUUAUGUAUUACAAUGCUCAUUGGCUAGCGUAUUUUGCUAUAUUCAUCUUGCUCCAAGACAUCCGCUUCUGCAAAAAUUUCUUGUACUGAGCUUUGUGGCACCAUCGAUCUUGAGCAUUUGUCCGUUUCCGACACAAGUUCUUUAUCAUGUACCGGUGUUUGCGGCUCUUCUUCCAUUAGCUGUAUGUAAAUUUGUUAUAUGGUACAAUUGCAUUACCAUGUUAAAAAUGAUUUACAUAGGUUAUCAACAUGCGUAUAACUUCAUAAACAACUAUGGUCUAUCCGCACUUGCCGAAGCGGAAUGGAUUCGGUUGAAUGUUCCAUGUGUAUUACGCAUGUUUUGGAUGUUACGCGUAGGAAGACAAGUGUUUCAGAUCCUUGGAAAAAAUUACGGCGAUGAGACAUUCACCUAUUACGCAAUGCUUAGAAAUCUUUUGAUCAAUGGCUGUGAGACCUUGACUGCAGUGUUGGGAAUGACCAGUAUCAUUUCGUUUAUUUGCGAUUACAUUGGCUGUUUUUGCCAAUGGGUACUGCUCACGGAAGAUGGAAACGAGAAAAAUAUCGGCCCCGUAUCCGCAAUUCUGUUUUACGUACUGGCCCUUCAAACUGGUUUGACGAGUUUGGAUAGAGAGAAACGAUUGGUCAGACUGUGCCGCAACUUUUGCUUAUUAUUAACAGUAGUUUUACAUCUCGUGCUCAACAUAGUAAAUCCACUAUUGAUGUCUCUUAGCGCUUCGCAUAAUCCAGCUCUUCACCGACACCUUCGCGCUCUGGGAGUUUGCAUAUUUUUAAUAUUGUUCCCUGUAUCGUUGCUAGUAUUCCUUUGGUCUCACUAUAGUGUAAGCACGUGGUUAUUGGCAGUAUCGGUGUUUAGUAUCGAGGUGAUAGUAAAAGUGUUGGUUUCGCUCGCGAUUUAUUCACUGUUUCUGAUCGACGCUUACCGUAGCGUAUUUUGGGAAAAGCUCGACGACUGCGUGUACAUAAUACGAUCGUUCGGUAACACCGUUGAAUUCGCAUUCGGUAUCAUACUGUUCUUCAACGGGUUUUGGAUUUUAGUAUUCGAAUCCGGCGGUGCGAUCCGUGCUGUCAUGAUAUGCAUACAUGCGUACUUUAAUAUAUGGUGUGAAGCGAAAGCCGGAUGGAGCGUGUUUAUGAAGCGUCGAUCUGCCGUUAACAAGAUCAAUUCUCUUCCGGAAGCAACGGCGAAACAGCUUCGAAUAUUGGACGAUGUAUGUGCUAUUUGCUAUCAUAAGAUGCAGAGUGCCAAGGUUACACGCUGUAAUCACUACUUCCAUAGCGUAUGCUUACGAAAGUGGCUGUACAUCCAGGAUCACUGUCCACUUUGUCAUAACGUAUUGUACAAUGCCGAGAGCAUGCAAAUGAACAGGAGUAACGAAGUUAUUGCCGCCGAGCAAGGGGCAGAAUCGACCGGUGAUGAAGGGGCACCAUCGACCGCCGAUCAAAUAGCACAUCCGAAUGCCGAAGACAAUGUCUUCCGAGUGUACGAAGGCAGGUGAAAAGACGCAUAGCUUUAUCGUAUACUGAUAAACUGUUACGAAUCUAAAAUUUAAAACGAUAAGAUAUCAGUCUCCGAAAAUCUUGCCUAAAACUGUUUCAUUUCUCGUAAGUCGCUUAAAUUUCAGUAUGUACCGAUACAAGGUAUUUUAAGCACGACCAACUCGAUGUUUUUCGCUAAAGUUAGCACGUCGAAACAGUAAGAAAUUUCACCGUGAUAAAAGCUCCAAAUGAUAUAUCAGUUUUGCAAUAUUGUUCUACAAUCGUUUAACUUAUAAAAAUGUUUCUUACAUUACUAAAUGUUACUGAUUUAGAAUCACGAAUGUUCACGCGUUUGCGACUUCUAUAUUUUUCGAAUAUAAAUAACUCCCAAACUUCCGUGCACCUAUUCUGCUUACUCUUCCGUUUGAUAAUAUUCUACUUUACCUAAAUUUUCGUACCGUUUGUUGGUUGAAAUAAGCGCUUCAAAAUACAAUCAACCGAAUUAUCGUGUAUUUUAUUCGGUAUGCGAAAUAUUUUAGUUUAAGUCUUCGGGAGACUGCAUCAGGAUAUACUAUAUACCUUCCUAUGUUUCUGCUGGGAAACUAUGUCACUGAUGUAGUCUGUUACUUAUAAUUUCGUAUAAAAUAAUUUUGUAAUAGAAAUCGUCGUAUUGUGAACAGACAUAAAAUGAUCAUAAAAUCAUUGUAGAUAUACAUGUAUAAGUACAUAAGUACACGAGGUUCCAAAUGCAAGUUGCAUACAGGCAUCGCUGUUCAGCUGAUUUCUUGCAGUGCUACGAGAACGAAGUUACGAAAUGAACGAGUUUUAGCUUUUUCGAAGUCGAUAGAGGAGAGCACCGUUCUACACUUUGUAGAAGCUGUUAGACGCAGAUAUCAGUUGUAGUACCAAAUUUAAUGCUAAUGAAUAUAUCGUAUGCGAUUUUCUAUCUUGAACGCGUGCAUUUUACUUCUUCCUGAAACCUUGCAAAGAAUAUAAGGAAUUUUUGUUACUUCAAUUUCAAUAACUUUCUAUGUCAUUUCAAGUCAAGUAUCCACAUGCCUCCAUAAUAGUUAGACAAUUAGAGCGGAAAUUAUAAGUUAAAUUA